GUCAGUGUUGUUGGUAAUGUUAAACUCCGCCAUGUUGCUUCUAAAACUGGCCAUUUUAUUGACCGUUGAAUCAGUGGUUCRAGGCUUCUUUGAAUGGAAGAACUGCGUUGCACUGCCAGACAAAGUUCCUGCUCCUAAAGUUAUCAAAGCUCACGGCUGCGAAGACAAAGAUGAUGUUGUUCUGUCUUGUCCGUCUGGUUCGAGGAUUGCUGUGACCAAGGCUUUCUUUGGUCAUGGACAUGGACAUAAAGCCAUCUGUGACAGCAGCUGGUUUUCGCAGAACUGUAGAACCACGGGUGUUCAUAAUAAAGUCAAAUUUCUGUGUCAAAACAAGCAAAAUUGUACAAUMAAACCAGUGGAAAAAGUACUUGGAAAAACGUCCUGUGUGUUUGGAUUGGAUGCAGAUUUAUUUGUUGAAUAUGUCUGCAAUAAAGCUGCAGUCUCGGAUGUGAUAUCGAUCAAAUCGAUGACGCUCGCCCCAAGCCCUCUCACCCUACCAGGACGAGUCAAUGCGUCUCUCUCUGUGCUGGUCAAACGUCGUCUUCCUUCAACAACUAAACUUAAGCUUGAUGUGGAGAAGAAAGUCCUUGGUGCAGCUUGGAUCUCGAUUCCAUGUAUUUCRAAUUAUGGAUCCUGUACAUAUGAUAACUUCUGUGAUCUUCUCCGUGGCGUGAUGUUCAGCAAGUGUGACCGUGACAUGCAGAACAAAGGAAUCCCAUGUGACUGUCCCAUUCCUACUGGCUUGUUUACCGUCCCGACCCAGUCCAUCGUCGUGASGAAAGAAAUGAUCAAGAAAAUUCCUGUUUGGGAUUGGCUUGUGAAUGGCAAGUACCGAGUCACUGCCGAGUUUCUUGACGUUUACAACAACGUCAUUAGUUGUAUUCAAUUCCAAGUCGAAGUCGACGUCAACUCCAAGAAAAAGAAAAGAAGCUUAAAGAGAAAUCACAGCAAACUUACGUUUGCUYGAGAGAAAAUUAGAAAGCGGUACAUUAAAACAUGCAAUAAAAUGUAGUUUAAAAGUUCCACUGGAUCCGACUAAACGUUUAUUGUUUAAAUCUAUACAGCUAUUAAUCUUGCAGAUAUCCCAAACAGUUAACCCAGUAGUCCAUUUAUAAUUUCUUGAGUUUUCAUUGAUCUGUGGAAAAAGCGUUGACUAUUAAUAAAUACUUGGUAAUCAUGU
Messenger RNA from Exaiptasia diaphana, 1180 nucleotides. RefSeq lists its product as uncharacterized. Gene Ontology annotation, biological process: lipid transport; ganglioside catabolic process. Bases 17 to 1012 code for a protein of 331 amino acids. NCBI's taxonomy places the organism in Eukaryota, Metazoa, Cnidaria, Anthozoa, Actiniaria, Aiptasiidae. Gene Ontology annotation, cellular component: cytoplasmic side of plasma membrane. Gene Ontology annotation, molecular function: lipid carrier activity; carbohydrate binding; enzyme activator activity. The transcript is spliced from 5 exons. The record is from RefSeq and is a predicted model, not a curated record.